CGAUACGCGGUGUGUAUAUAUACAUGAGCCUUUUGACACCCAAACCCUAGAAUCUUGAGAUCUCAGAGAACAGUGAAGUUGAAGAAGCUGCAGAAGCGUGAGAGUUAUCGGAGAACAGAGGAUCCGCCAUGGGUAAGGUUCACGGAUCGCUGGCUCGUGCGGGGAAGGUGAGAGGACAAACACCAAAGGUUGCAAAGCAGGACAAGAAGAAGAAGCCACGCGGCCGUGCUCACAAGCGUAUGCAGUAUAAUCGCCGUUUCGUCACCGCCGUUAUUGGCUUUGGAAAGAAGAGGGGACCAAACUCAUCCGAGAAGUAACUCCAGCUGAUGGGUAGUUUAUAGCAUAGAUGUUUUUUUUUUUCUUUUUAAUGAACUUGUUACGAAUAUGUGAUGCUAAUCUUAAUUUCUGGAGUUCGAUACUGCUUGCUGCAUUUGUAUUUUGCUCAACUAUGUCCAAUUCAUAAUUACUUUGUGAGUCAAAAGUUGAAGUUUUGCUAUUAA
This is a messenger RNA of Diospyros lotus (date-plum), 500 nucleotides long. RefSeq names its product 40S ribosomal protein S30-like. Gene Ontology annotation, cellular component: cytosolic small ribosomal subunit; ribosome. The record is from RefSeq and is a predicted model, not a curated record. The coding region runs from base 129 to 317 and encodes 62 amino acids. The transcript is spliced from 3 exons. Gene Ontology annotation, molecular function: structural constituent of ribosome. Lineage: Eukaryota; Viridiplantae; Streptophyta; Magnoliopsida; Ericales; Ebenaceae. Gene Ontology annotation, biological process: translation.